AUGGCGUCCGGAGUACCUACCCUAGCCUCAGAAGAGGCCCUGGAUCGCGAUCUAGCUGUCCGUGAUCUUCAAGAUAACGAAACCACUGCUCAAGAAGAGAAACAUGCUCCCAUUGAAACGCCCCAACAUGUCACUUCAAGCACGCAAACACCGGCAUCGAUGGAAAACAGGCUUCGUCCAGCAACGGACAUCAUUAAUCGCAUCAUCUGGGAUUCCAAUUAUGACAGUGCAAACUACAUCAUUGGAUAUGAGGACCGGUUCGAGGGGCGCUUAGAAGUUGGCAUUGGCUCGUGGAAGAGGGAAUCAACGGACGAAGAGUUCAUCCCGCAGCAUCGAGUGCUUUACAUCAAGCGCAAAUCCGACGGAGAGAUUAUGUGGGAUCGAAGGCGGCGGAUUGACAAAGUGUUCCUCAGUGGAAAUUCGGCUUUUGACUUUUUGGCCUUUCUGAGCUGA
This is a messenger RNA of Aspergillus melleus, 453 nucleotides long. Its product is annotated as DUF504 domain-containing protein. The record is from RefSeq and is a predicted model, not a curated record. The transcript has 2 exons. The coding region runs from base 1 to 453 and encodes 150 amino acids. Lineage: Eukaryota; Fungi; Ascomycota; Eurotiomycetes; Eurotiales; Aspergillaceae.